AGCCAAGCCAUUUCUAAAUGUGACUUAAUCAUAUUAGGUGGUAUUGCAUGAUAAACAUGAAUAUGAAUUACUGCAUGUCACACAUGUGGAAUGACAUUUAACACAAGUAGCAUUCAAUUCAAAGUAUCCAUCAUCACAAAUACAUAAAUAAUUCGAGUAAUGUCUGUUAAGCCCAGGUAAACAAGUUUUGCAUUUUGUUCCAUUAGUAUUCGUAUGACAUUAUUCACAGGGACUUGUACAAGGCUUGCAAUCUUGAUCAUUUGUCAUGUUAUCAUAAUAGUUAUCCUGACAUAUACAGGUGUUGCCAACAGCUGUGCGAUGUUUGAGAGGAUCACAAAGGUGGCAUUCAGAUGGCAAAUUAUAGCAUUUUUGACAAGUGUAAUUACAUGGACUACAAAUGAGAUUGGUGCCAACUUAAUAAUAUCCAUCUUAACAGAUGCAAACUUGUAGAUCAACAAUUCUGAAUGUUCCAGGAGGACAAGUUGUACAUUCAGCACCUGUUCCAUUAUCAGCACAAUCAUAACAAGGAGGAGAACACUAAGUACAAGCUAGAACUCCAGUUGUUUCAUAGUACCCAUCUAGGCAAUUGCAUUUAUUGUUGA
Molecule: messenger RNA, 602 nt
Organism: Paramecium octaurelia
Lineage: Eukaryota; Ciliophora; Oligohymenophorea; Peniculida; Parameciidae
Source: the annotation of a GenBank genome assembly